GUUCUUUAAAUUGAAAUUCAAUGUAGGAACAAGUUAAUUUGUUUGUGUUUCUAGUCGGACUUCAUAUCCGCGCGGACGGGAAACAUGGCGUUCAACUUUGGCGGCCAGUCGAGCAGCGCGAGUCUUUCUGGCUCUGGGUUUGGAGCCGCAACCACAUCAUCAGCACCCACGGGAUUUGGAUUUGGAUCAAGUACCACAGGGACAUUCGGAGGUUUUGGAUCAACGGCGGCUCCUGCCAGUAGUGGCACCACCUUCAGUUUCAAUACUCCAUCAAAUACAGGUGGAGGUCUCUUUGGAAACACUCAGAAUAAAGGCUUCGGCUUUACUUCUGGUUUGGGUUCAAACACAGCUACAGGAACGGGCUUCGGAACCACUGCACUGGGCUUUGGAGGGUUUGGGGGAAUCCAGCCUGCCCAGACGCAACAGGGUGGUCUGUUUAACCAGCAGGGCUCUCAGUCCAGUCAUCUGAUCAACACCGCCAGUGCGCUCUCUGCCCCAUCUGUGCUCAGUGAUGAGCGUGACUCAGUUUUGGCCAAAUGGAACCAACUGCAGGCGUUCUGGGGAACAGGAAGAGGUUACUUCAACAGCAGCACUCCUCCAGUGGAGUUCAGCCAGGAAAACCCCUUCUGCCGCUUCAAGGCCGUGGGCUACAGCUGUGUUCCUGAAAUGAAGGAUGAGGACGGGUUAGUAGCUCUGACUCUCUGUAAGAAAGAAAUGGACGUUCGCUCUCAGCAGCAGCAUCUGGUCGAGUCUUUACAUAAACUUCUGGGAGGAAAUCAAACCCUCAGCGUGAAUGUGGAGGGGGUGCGAGCGUUACCUGAUGACCAGACAGAGGUGAUCAUUUAUCUGGUUGAACGUUCUCCUAACGGCAUGUCAAAGCGAGUUCCAGCGUCGACUCUCUAUAAUUACAUGGAGCAGAUGACUGUAAAAUCUCAGCUGCAACAGCUUGGUGUCACGAUGACCGUCAGUAGAACUGCGCUGACCCCAGCGCAGCUCAAACAGCUGUUGCAGAACCCACCCGCAGGUGUGGACCCCAUCAUCUGGGAACAGGCUAAAGUGGACAAUCCCGACCCGGAGAAGUUGAUUCCAGUGCCCAUGGUCGGCUUUAAAGAGCUCCUACGAAGAUUAAAGUUUCAAGACCAGAUGACCAAACAACACCAGACCAGAGUUGAUAUCAUCUCUAAUGACAUCAGUGAGCUGCAGGUGAACCAGGCCACAACUGCCGCCAAAAUCACCCAAUACAAACGCAAGCUGAUGGAUCUUUCACACAGAGUCCUGCAGGUGUUAAUCAAACAGGAAGUUCAGAGGAAAAGUGGUUAUGCCAUUCAACUGGAUGAAGAACAUUUGAGAGUUCAGUUGGAAACCAUCCAGUCAGAGCUCAACGCACCCACACAGUUUAAGGGGCGGCUGAAUGAACUGAUGUCUCAGAUUAGAAUGCAGAAUCAUUUUGGAUCCGUUCGUUCGGAGGAGCGGUAUCGUGUGGACGCCGACCUGCUGCGAGAAAUCAAACAGCACCUGAAACAGCAGCAGGAGGGUCUGAGUCACUUGAUCAACGUCAUUAAAGAUGAUCUGGAUGACAUUAAGAUGAUUGAAGACCAACUGCAUGAUGGGAUUCACACACGCAGCAGCAAACUCAGCUGACACACACGCGCCCACCCACGUACGUGUGUGUGUGUGUGUGUGUGUGUGUUUGUUUGUGUUUGUAUGGGGCGCUGUAGGAUCUCUCUGUUCACUUCAUUAAAAUAUCCCACAUUGAAGAAGUGCAGUUGUUUGAGUUAUACGAAUUCAUUUACACUUCUGAGAAUCAGAAAAGACAAACAUUGGAGAUUGUAUUAUUGAAUUUCUGCUGCAGUUUUUCUUUACUUUGUCAUGAAAAUGUUGUCGAGUGCCAUUGGGCUGAAAUAUUAAACUGUGUCUUGGAUUAAA
Paramisgurnus dabryanus is the source of this 1926-nucleotide messenger RNA. RefSeq names its product nucleoporin 54 (gene nup54). The record is from RefSeq and is a predicted model, not a curated record. Gene Ontology annotation, molecular function: structural constituent of nuclear pore. Gene Ontology annotation, biological process: nuclear pore organization; NLS-bearing protein import into nucleus; protein localization to nuclear inner membrane. Gene Ontology annotation, cellular component: nuclear pore central transport channel; nuclear pore. NCBI's taxonomy places the organism in Eukaryota, Metazoa, Chordata, Actinopteri, Cypriniformes, Cobitidae.